Messenger RNA from Vicia villosa (hairy vetch), 1157 nucleotides. RefSeq names its product receptor-like cytoplasmic kinase 176. Bases 108 to 1130 code for a protein of 340 amino acids. The transcript has 6 exons. Gene Ontology annotation, molecular function: protein kinase activity; ATP binding. Gene Ontology annotation, biological process: protein phosphorylation. Lineage: Eukaryota; Viridiplantae; Streptophyta; Magnoliopsida; Fabales; Fabaceae. The record is from RefSeq and is a predicted model, not a curated record.
UCUUUCUCACAGAAUCAGAGCCACCAGCUUCCUUCGUUUGUUUCAUCCUCUAACGUUUUCUUCAACGUUUCAAUUUCUGCAUUACUCUUUACGACACUUCCAGCAACAUGUUCAUGGGUCGCUUCUUUAGUGCAUGGUUCAAAACUAAGCACAGUCCUCCGUAUUAUCGUUUGAAUGAUAGAGAAGAUGGUACAUUGAAGUGCUUCAGUUUAAAUGAUAUAAAAACUGCUACAAGGAACUUAAUUCAAGGGAGAGAUGACAAGCUUUGUUGUGUAAUUACUGUCAGGAAGGGGUGGAUUGAUGAGCAUACAUUAGCCCCCAGUAAACCAGAUUCAGGUUUUGCAAUUACUGUCAGGAAGCUUAACCAAGUGUGCCAUCAGGAUCACAAUGAAUUGUUGAGAAUAAUCAAUAUUAUGGGACAACUGAGUCAUCCCAAUCUUGCGAAACUUAUUGGUUAUUGCUUAGAGGAUAUCCACCCCAUUUUGGUAUACGAUUUUUCGCCCGAGGGAAGUUUGGACAAUCAUUUGUAUAAAAGAUCUUCUAAUGUUCAGCCGCUAUCAUGGAAAAGCCGCAUGAAGAUAGCUCUUGAUGCUGCUACGGCUCUUGCAUAUCUUCACGGUGAUGAAGUCAACGUGAUACAUGGAGAAUUAAAUACUUCUAAUAUCUUAAUAGAUUCAAAUCACAAUGCAAAGAUAUUCGAUUUCGGAUUGAAUAAAAAUGAAAGGUUUAGGAGGUGCCAAGGUUUUGCAGUAAUUUACGCAGCACCUGAGUACAUAAUGACAGGUUAUCAAACCAAAAUGGGUGAUGUAUACAGUUUUGGACUUGUUCUGUUGGAAAUUAUGUCUGGCAAAUGUGUAUUUGAUAGAAAUAGGCCACGAAAUGAACGUAAUUUAAUCGAAUGGGCCAAGCCGUUACUCUUGAACAAAUGCAAGAUAUUCAAAGUCAUGGAUUGCUAUAUAGAAGGGCAAUACUCGCCGCGUGAAGCAAUGAAAGUAGCUUGCAUUGUAAUUUGUUGUCUGUCUGAAACACCAAAAAAUAGACCAAACAUGGAUGAGGUGGUGACAGCAUUGGAACAACUUCAGGAUUCUGAUGACACAAUUGGAACAGCUUCUCCACUUUGUGGAAAUUGACAUUAUUUUCAUUUUUGAAUAAAUAUU